GAUGUCAUAGUCAUAAUGUGGUAUAGACUCAACAGUUAGAAUGUGUCAGUGUGGUGAUGUCAUAAUGUGGUAUAGACUCAACAGUUAGAAUGUGUCAGUGUGGUGAUGUCAUAAUGUGGUAUAGACUCAACAGUUAGAAUGUGUCAGUGUGGUGAUGUCAUAAUGUGGUAUAGACUCAACAGUUGGAAUGUGUCAGUGUGGAGAUGUCAUAAUGCGGUAUAGACUCAACAGGUAGAAUGUGUGGUGUGGUGAUGUCAUAGUCAUAAUGUGGUAUAGACUCAACAGUUAGAAUGUGUCAGUGUGGUGAUGUCAUAGUCAUAAUGUGGUAUAGACUCAACAGUUAGAAUGUGUCAGUGUGGUGAUGUCAUAAUGUGGUAUAGACUCAACAGUUAGAAUGUGUCAGUGUGGUGAUGUCAUAAUGUGGUAUAGACUCAACAGUUAGAAUGUGUCAGUGUGGUGAUGUCAUAAUGUGGUACAGACUCAACAGUUAGAAUGUUUCAGUGUGGUGAUGUCAUAGUCAUAAUGUGGUACAGACUCAACAGUUAGAAUGUGUCAGUGUGGUGAUGUCAUAAUGUGGUAUAGACUCAACAGUUAGAAUGUGUCAGUGUGGUGAUGUCAUAAUGUGGUAUAGACUCAACAGGUAGAAUGUGUCAGUGUGGUGAUGUCAUAGUCAUAAUGUGGUACAGACUCAACAGGUAGAAUGUAUCAGUGUGGUGAUGUCAUAAUGUGGUACAGACUCAACAGGUAGAAUGUGUCAGUGUGGUGAUGUCAUAAUGUGGUAUAAACUCAACAGUUAUAAUGUGUCUGUGUGUGUCUUAAUAGUAACACUGUGUGUGUGUGCAGGUUUCCCUCCUCCCAGCGGCCCCCCUCCCUCUCUCAUCCCCACCUUGGACAGCAGUGGGCAUCCAGGUGGAUAUGAUGUUCGUCCUGUUCCACCAUACCCCUUCCCCACAGGUGGUUUCCCUCCUCCUAUGACAGGUGGCUACCCUCCUCCUAUGCCAGGUGUGGUGUCUCCAUGGCCUCCUAUGAUGGACCAGUCUAAACAGUGGGACUACUACCCUCCAGGACCGGGACCAGGACCAGGACCCAGACGGGAGGACAAGAGGGAGAAGGAGAGAGAGAGACCCAGGGAGAGACCACAUGAGAGGGAGAGAGAGCGAGAGCACAGCCCCUCCACUAUGGCUUACAACAGUGACGAGGAGCGGUACCGUGGUUACCGGGAGUACCAAGCGGAGCGUGGCUACAGCGGCGGUGACCGUGGAGGAGGUGACCGUGGAGGGGGGGAGCGUGGCGGCGUAGACCGCGGAGGUGACCGUGGAGGGGGGGAGCGUGGCGGUGACCGUGGGAGUGGUGGUGAGCGUGGUGGUGGAGGCGGCGAGCGCCACAGAGACAGGUCGAGCCGUGAGAAGGAGGAGAGACACAGAGAGAGAAGACACAGAGAGAAGGAGGAGGGGAGACACAAGUCAUCACGCAGUAGCAGCAGGAGGAGACAUGAUAGUGAAGAAGGAGACGGUCACAGGAGACACAAACACAAGAAGAGCAAGAGGAGCAAGGAGGGCAAGGAACCUAGUGAUGACAUGGGAGGAGACCAGGAGAACCAGGACACCAUGGAGUGAUGAAGAGAACACCCUCCUCUCCCUCUGUCCCUCUUCAUCUCUCUCUCUCUCUACAUGGGAGGAGACCAGGAGAACCAGGACACCAUGGAGUGAUGAAGAGAACACCCUCCUCUCCCUCUGUCCCUCUUCAUCUCUCUCUCUCUGUCUACGUGGGAGGAGACCAGGAGAACCAGGACACCAUGGAGUGAUGAAGAGAACACCCUCCUCUCCCUCUGUCCCUCUUCAUCUCUCUCUCUCUCUGUCUACGUGGGAGGAGACCAGGACACCAUGGAGUGAUGAAGAGAACACCUUCCUCUCCCUCUGUCCCUCUUCAUCUCUCUCUCUCUCUCUACAUGGGAGGAGACCAGGAGAACCAGGACACCAUGGAGUGAUGAAGAGAACACCCUCCUCUCCCUCUCCUCAUCUCUCUCCCUCUGUUUCCCUCUAUACGUCCCUCCAUCUUUCUCUCUCUCCUCUCUCCCUCAGAGCACUGUUGUAGUUGAUCAUGCUCAGAGAUCAUUGUUGUUUACCCGUUCCCUUCGUAGUCAUGAUGAUCAUAAACAACCCUCAUCUUCUGUCAUUUAUUUUCGUCCCUCUAUUUUCUUAACCAAACACCUCGCUGAAAGAUGUCAAUUUGUUGAAUUAAAAAACAAGCUUUUGAUAA
Messenger RNA from Oncorhynchus tshawytscha (Chinook salmon), 2259 nucleotides. Its product is annotated as pre-mRNA 3'-end-processing factor FIP1-like. NCBI's taxonomy places the organism in Eukaryota, Metazoa, Chordata, Actinopteri, Salmoniformes, Salmonidae. The transcript has 7 exons. The record is from RefSeq and is a predicted model, not a curated record. Bases 750 to 1616 code for a protein of 288 amino acids.